Copidosoma floridanum is the source of this 798-nucleotide messenger RNA. RefSeq lists its product as uncharacterized. Lineage: Eukaryota; Metazoa; Arthropoda; Insecta; Hymenoptera; Encyrtidae. The record is from RefSeq and is a predicted model, not a curated record.
AUGAAGGCGUCUACCAUCAGCCUCUCUGGACUCGGGGGUCAUCCUAUUGUCUGGUCAAUGGCGAGAGUGCAGCUCAACCUCGUGCCACGAGACCACACUACUUUGAUCACGCUGUCAGCCCUGUGUCUGAAACGCCUGGGGCUCUACACCCCUGCAACAUCUUUGGAUCCAUCAGUCCGGCAGUUUUGGGAAUCCAUUGACCUCGCAGAUCCCACCUUCGAUCAGCCGAGCGAGGUUAAACUUCUCCUCAGCGCUAACGUCUAUCCUCGUCUGCUGAAACCCGAGUCCAUGCAGCAUAAUGAAGCUGCCCUAGCCUGGCAUCAAGAACUUGUCUCCCUACUACAACGCUUUUGGGAGCUCGAAGACCUCCCACAGGCACGCCGUCAGGCGCCCGCUGACAUCGAAUGCGAGCGGACUUUCUCCGACAAUCGUUGCGACGAGGAUGGUUGCUACUUAGUAAGGCUUCCCUUGAAGCAGGACGCCCUCCAUCUCCUCGGUGACAGUCUACAGAGCGCCCGAGCAUCCUUGAGGUCCCUGCAAGCUCGCCUUCAUCGGAACCCAGAUAUGGCCAUCGAGUACUCUCGAUUCAUGGAUGAGUACGUCGCGCUGGGCCAUAUGAGGCCAUUGUCCGAUGCUCUGGUCUCCACGCCGACUCGUCCCGUGUACUACAUCCCGCACCAUGGCAUCUGGCAGCGUGGGGAUCGAGGAUCAAAGCUGCGCGUCGUCUUUAAUGCCUUGCACGCGAUAUCGAGUGGCUACAGUCUCAACGAUGUCCUGCACACCAGGCCGAGGCUCUAG